AUGGGACGAUCGGAGGUGACAGGUGUCGUUGGUGCUCACACUGAAAUUUUGGCUGCGUUCAGAAGUCUCGUUUGCUCGUCAAGAGACGCAAGUGCUAGCAGACUACCGGUUAUCAUCUCCGAGGAAGGCGGCUCGCACCUAGAUCUACCAUAUGAAAUCCACGCUGUACCAUUCAUACUUAGUAAUUAA
This is a messenger RNA of Plasmopara halstedii, 189 nucleotides long. RefSeq lists its product as uncharacterized. The transcript is spliced from 2 exons. Bases 1 to 189 code for a protein of 62 amino acids. NCBI's taxonomy places the organism in Eukaryota, Oomycota, Peronosporomycetes, Peronosporales, Peronosporaceae. The record is from RefSeq and is a predicted model, not a curated record.